Messenger RNA from Zeugodacus cucurbitae (melon fly), 1256 nucleotides. Its product is annotated as inositol monophosphatase 2. Gene Ontology annotation, molecular function: inositol monophosphate 1-phosphatase activity. Gene Ontology annotation, biological process: signal transduction; phosphatidylinositol phosphate biosynthetic process; inositol metabolic process. The coding region runs from base 184 to 1032 and encodes 282 amino acids. The record is from RefSeq and is a predicted model, not a curated record. Lineage: Eukaryota; Metazoa; Arthropoda; Insecta; Diptera; Tephritidae. The transcript has 3 exons.
AAAUCAGUAGCGGUAGAACUAGUCGCCAAGAACAGACACAACCUUCAGUAGAGAGUUCGAAACAUUAGCGUUGUCUAGAUAUAUUUAAUGUAUAUAUAUGGAAAGUGAAAAGAUUCCGUGAAAAUAUACAUAAAAAUUGAUACAGAAAGAACGUAACUUCGUAACACCCGCAUCGCAAACAAAAUGGCCACUCCACAACUGAUUGACGAACUCUUCGCCUUUAUUUAUCCACUUGCGCAACACGCUGGCGAAAUGCUACUCGAGGGUUACACAAAGGUUGAGAAACAGGUUAAUAUCAAGACGGCAUUCUACGAUGUCGUCACCGAUUAUGAUAGUAAAAUUGAAGAAUUUCUAAUUGAACAAAUAUUGGCAAGCUAUCCGGAGCACAAGUUUAUCGGCGAAGAGGAUACAGCAAAAAAUAAUAAUGUAACUAAAGCAUUAACCGAUGCACCGACUUGGAUCAUCGAUCCCAUCGAUGGUACAGCGAACUUUAUUAAACAGAUACCACAUGUUGGUGUCUCAAUUGGUUUGGCGGUGAAUAAGCAAAUCGUGUUGGGCAUCAUCAAUAAUCCGGUGCUAAAGAAAUUCUACACGGCAAAACUUGGUGGCGGCGCCUUUUGCAAUGGCAAGCCUAUGCAUGUGAGCAAUGUUACUAAGAUGAAGGAAGCGUAUACGUCAAGCGAAGUGUCGUUGUUGCUUUCACGCGAAAUAAGUAAUACGCAUAUAAAACGGAUUUAUCAUAUUUCCUUAAAUGCUAGAAGAUUACUCGCAUUUUCAAGUGUCGUGGAUACCUUAGCCAUGGUAGCUGCCGGUAAUUUAGAUGCUGUAUUCAUCGAGCACAUGUACCCAUGGGAUUGUGCUGCCGGUUAUUUGCUCAUACGCGAAGCCGGUGGCGUUGUAACACAUACCUACGGAGGACCAUUUGAGAUUAUGAAACCGGAUUUAAUAGCUGCGGCCACUGAGCCGUUGCGUAAAGAAAUGGAGGAGCUCAUAAGGAAAGCCGAUCAAGUGAAGUCGGUUGGCGGUGAUUAACAAUAAAUGUUGGUGGAAAUUUAUUAAUGUAGAAUGAAUGAUGAGGAAUAAUGAACAGUUUCACAGACUUUCUUAUUAUUAUGUUCUUAAAUAUUUGCAAAUUUUUCUAAAAUUUUAUUUUAACUAAUACAUUAAAUUUAUUGAAUACAAUUUUUAUUUAAUUCACAAUUCAAAGGAGAUUUUUCCCCUCAACUACUUGCAAAUAUAUUUUUUUAGAAUUCGAA